Messenger RNA from Scleropages formosus (Asian bonytongue), 5191 nucleotides. RefSeq names its product zinc finger E-box-binding homeobox 2-like. Gene Ontology annotation, biological process: anatomical structure development; regulation of transcription by RNA polymerase II. The transcript is spliced from 10 exons. The record is from RefSeq and is a predicted model, not a curated record. NCBI's taxonomy places the organism in Eukaryota, Metazoa, Chordata, Actinopteri, Osteoglossiformes, Osteoglossidae. The coding region runs from base 190 to 3843 and encodes 1217 amino acids. Gene Ontology annotation, molecular function: RNA polymerase II cis-regulatory region sequence-specific DNA binding; DNA-binding transcription factor activity, RNA polymerase II-specific.
AAGAGAGAAAAAAGAAAGAAAGAAAGAAAACCACACACACACACACACACACACACACACAAAAGAUUAUACUCAAGCUAAACAAUCAGGUCCGCGCGCGCUGCCCGCCCCACGAGUGGAGCCCAUGCGAGCCGCCUGAUCUCCGCAGCCCUGCGCUCCUCCUCGGCUCUCCUCUCCUCGCUCUUCUCCAUGAAGCAGCAGAUCAUGGCGGAUGGCCCCAGGUGCAAGAGGCGCAAGCAAGCGAACCCCAGGAGGAAACACGUGCUGAACUACGAGAACGUGGUGGAGACGGGCUCGGAGACGGACGAGGAUGACAGGCUGCUCGUUCCCGAGGAGGACGGCCUGCUCAACGGCGAGGGGAGUCCGAUGGGAGCGGCGCACCUGGGCCACGCACUGCCCUCUAAGGACGACGAGGACGACGAAAUGAGGGACAGCGGCGUGGAGCACACGUGGCACGAAGGCAACGUGCUGCACCCUUCCGUCGACGGUACUGAUGACAUGAAGGAUGAGUACGGCACCGUGGGUCCCGGAGCCAGCCUUGAGUCAGUCGGAAACGGUACAGUUAAGAACGUUGAUUGCACUUCGGAAUUUGAUGAGUUCUUUGCCAAACGGAAGCUGGAGGAUAGUGAGAGCCAUGUGGUCAGCAUUGCCGAGUACCUGCAACGUGGCGACACGGCCAUCAUUUACCCAGAAGCCCCCGAGGAGCUGUCACGCCUGGGGACGCCGGAGGCCAACGGGCCGGAGGAAAACGACCUGCCACCUGGUACUCCAGAUGCUUUUGCCCAACUGUUGACCUGCCCCUACUGCGACCGGGGCUACAAGCGCUUGACAUCGCUUAAGGAGCACAUCAAGUACCGGCAUGAGAAGAACGAGGAGAACUUUGCCUGUCCGCUGUGCAGCUACACAUUCGCGUACCGCACUCAGCUCGAGCGCCACAUGGCCACGCACAAGCCGGGACGAGAUCAGCACCAACUGCUGAACCAGGGAGCUGGCAACCGCAAGUUCAAAUGCACAGAAUGCGGCAAGGCCUUCAAAUACAAACACCAUCUGAAGGAGCACCUGCGGAUUCACAGCGGCGAGAAACCAUACGAGUGCUCCAAUUGCAAGAAACGCUUCUCCCACUCGGGUUCCUAUAGCUCGCACAUCAGCAGCAAGAAGUGUAUCGGGCUGAUUGCGGUAAACGGGCGCAUGCGUAGCGGCAUGAAAUCUGGCUCCUCCCCAACGUCAGCAUCCUCCUCGCCCACCAACUCAGCCAUCACGCAGCUCCGGCACAAGCUGGAGAAUGGCAAGCCACUGGGGCUCCCGGACCAGUCCAGCCACAUGAACAUAAAAAUGGAGCCCCAAGACUUCAGUGACUACAAGCUCAUGAUGGCCUCACACGGAUUUGGCACCCCUGGGCCCUUCAUGAAUGGAGGGGUGGGAGGCGGGAGUCCGCUAGGAGUCCACAGCUCGGCCCAGAGCCCCCUGCAGCACCUGGGCAUCGGUAUGGACUCGCAGCUGCUCGGCUACCCUGGCCUUGGGAACAAUAUGAGUGAGGUGCAGAAGGUCCUCCAGAUUGUGGACAAUACUGUAUGCAGACAGAAAAUGGACUGCAAGCCUGAAGAGAUCUCCAAGAUAAAGGCCUUCAUGAAGGAGCUUGGAUCUCAGAUGGAGGAGCAGAAGCAGGGGUUAACAUCCCCAGGCGCUCCUCCGGCGGGUCUGCCUGUCGUAAGCCACAAUGGUGCCACCAAAAGCAUCAUCGACUACACGUUGGAAAAGGUGAAUGAAGCCAAAGCUUGUCUGCAGAGCUUGACCUCGGACUCAAAGAGACAAAUUAGCAAUAUCAAAAAGGAGAAAUCCAAUCACAUGUUAGAUUUAGGUACGGAGGACAAGGUGCAUGAGAACAGUCUUUUUACGCCCUUUGCUUGCCAGUACUGCAAGGAAACCUUUCCAGGACCGAUCCCUUUGCACCAGCAUGAGCGAUACUUGUGCAAAAUGAAUGAGGAGAUCAAGGCGGUCCUUCAGCCAAAUGAAAACCUUGCACCCAGCAAGCCAGGGGCAUUUACAGAAAAGCAUACCCUUCUGCUGUCCUCCAUGUUGUCUGAGAAAGGAAUGGUCAGCCCUGUCAACCCUUACAAGGACCACAUGUCCGUGCUCAAAGCUUACUUUGCCAUGAACAUGGAACCCAACUCAGAGGAACUACUGAAGAUUUCCAUAGCGGUCGGCCUCCCUCAGGAAUUUGUGAAAGAGUGGUUCGAGCAGCGGAAAGUCUACCAGUACAGCGAACCCAGGACCCCACCACUAGCGCGGAACAGUGGGGAGAUGGUUUUGGCUCCCAGUAACCAUACUCCCACUAAAGACUCCAUGGCAGCCAGGUCUCCGGUGUCCCUGGUCAAGCCAGCUGAUCGCAUGACAUCUCCUGCCGUAGCGGAGCUACAUAACAAUGUCAACAACUGCGACACGCCUUUGCGGCUUUCGAAAACUGCCCAGUUUGCAGGAGGUAAGCCGAUGGGCGAGAAGUUGGACCACUCAAGGAGCAACACUCCUUCUCCCUUGAACCUCUCCUCCACGUCUUCGAAAAACUCCCACAGUAGCUCGUACACUCCAAACAGCUUCACUUCGGAGGACCUCCAGGCCGAGCCUCUGGACCUCUCGUUGCCAAAACUCAUGAAGGAGCCUAAAAGCAUAAUGACUGUAAAAAGGCGGCCAAAACCCAACGCUAUUACCAUUGACCACAACAGCAUUUCUUCACCACGUGAGCACUUGGAAGAGCCUUUAAACUUGGCCUACCUAAAAAAUGAAUUUGCUGGCUCCAACAACAGCAACCUCGAUAAAAGCACUAGCCCCAUAUUUAGUAUUAACCACUUCAGUGCCAAACCCUUAUAUACGUCACUUCCGCCACAGAGCGCCUUUCCCCCAGCCACUUUCAUGCCCCCGGUCCAGGCCAGCAUCCCAGGGCUGAGACCCUACCCAGGGCUGGACCCCAUGAGCUUCCUCCCCCACAUGGCCUACACUUAUGCAACGGGAGCACCUACGUUUGCUGAAAUGCAGCAAAGAAGGAAAUACCAGCGCAAGCAAGGUUUCCAGGGGGAGCUUCUUGACGGAACUGCAGAUUAUAUGUCAGGCCUGGAUGACAUGACAGACUCUGACUCCUGUCUGUCCCGGAAGAAGAUUAAGAAGACUGAAAGUGGUAUGUACGCGUGUGACUUGUGCGACAAAACAUUCCAGAAGAGCAGUUCCCUCCUAAGACACAAAUAUGAGCACACAGGUAAACGGCCACACCAGUGUCAGAUCUGCAAGAAGGCGUUCAAGCACAAGCACCACCUGAUCGAGCACUCGCGGCUGCACUCGGGCGAGAAGCCCUACCAGUGCGACAAGUGCGGCAAGCGCUUCUCUCACUCGGGCUCCUACUCGCAGCACAUGAACCACCGCUACUCCUACUGCAAGCGGGAGGCCGAGGAGCGAGAGGCGGCGGAGAGGGAGGCGCGCGAGAAGGGCCACCUGGAGCCCACGGAGCUGCUGUUGAACAGGGCCUACCUGCAGGGCAUCACCCCUCAGGGCUACUCUGACUCGGACGACCGGGAUGGAGUCACGCGGGACGGAGUUGUGAGGGAUGGCGCGAGGGUGGGUGUCGUUGCCGUGGAGCGGCAGAAGGAGGCCGGAGGGCCAUAUGUUAAGGCGGGCCGGCGGGAGGACGAGUUCGACGAGGAAGAGGAGGGGAGCGAGGUCAAGAGCGUGGACACGUAUCCGGACACGUUGAGGGACGAGGAGGAGAACGGCGAGCACUCGAUGGACGACAGCUCGGUGGACGGGAAAGCGGAAACCAAAUCUGAUCACGAGGACAAUAUGGAGGACGGCAUGUAACAAAACUACUGUGUUGGAAACUUCCCAUUUUCUUCUUCUUUUUUUAGUUUUAACUUGUCAUUCUUUCCGGUCGUAUUGUCACAACACGCUGCUCUGUUAAAGCUGUACGUGUACGUGCCUGAAGCGUCCUGGAAGCUUGUUUGGAAGGAAUUGGGGGGGCAGGAGGCCAUCGUGCCAACAGAGAUGUCGCUUUGGAGUUCGAGUUGGGGAAGGGAGGGUGGGGUUGUUUUAAAACAUGCAUUAUGCAAAAAAAAAGAUUAAAUAGAUAAAAUACAUUUUUUUAAAAAAAGUGUACAGUAUUAAGGCCUAAAAAAGUGUGGUGCUAACAUCCUAAAACCCUGUGUUCCAUAGUAUUUAUAGCACAAACUAGUAACUUGUACAAAUUGCACUCUGCUUCUAUAAUCACUACAAAAUAAUAAAAAUUAUUGCCUAUGUAUAUUUAUACAGUGUUUAAAAAUCAGUAGUGGCCGCACUGCUGUUCAUCAGUAUUAUUGUGUAUCUACCACUUGUGUUGUCUAUAGUUUUGCCCUUUUGCCAGGCCAAAUAACCACACAAUUUUAGGCCUCAGAAUUUCUUUAUGUGAAGGAACUUACAGAUAUCUGUGUGAUUUUAAGAUACCGAAGUCUUAAAGCAACCGUGAAGUGAAGGAAAUCUGUAUGAAGAAAUGGUGGAAGGACGGCGUGAGCGGUGAAGGAAAAAGCCUUCGUAAGGUGUUUUUUUAAAUGAGAAAAAGCCUUAUAUGCAAUCCUUUUAAUCUGUGUGUUUCUGCAAGUGCCAUCCUUGUACAGUGUGAAGAGGACGACUGCGUUACCUCUGCACCAGCUUCAGUGUUCAGAAAUAGCUCACCUUGUUCUUUGAAGCACCCAUGUCAGUAUUAGAAAAAUAGGCAGCAGUUCCUUAGUUUACAUUUGUUUGUGCAAUUUUCUGUAUUUUUAAUUAACUUUUGUCAGUAUUACACCAAACCUUUUUUUAUUUUUUUUUUUUGUUGUUGCAACAUCAAAAAUUGCAUUCAUUUCUAGGUUUAAAUAACAUUUUAUUUAUGUGGCUCAUUUUAUAUUUCCUAAUUUUAUUUAUUUCAUACUGUAGUGUACAGUAUUAUAGUUCUUCAAUAUAUAGAUAUAUUUUAGUAAAGAGGAACAUGGCGUUGAUCAUUGGAGCAAAUUUUACGUAAAGAGAGCAUUUAUUGUGUUUUCAAACAUUAAUUGUGAAUUGCGAAUUUUCAAUUUUAUUAUUUUUAAUUGUUUUGUUUCUUUUACUUUCCAGUUACUGGAAAUUCCAAAUUUCAGAACUUUUGAUACAAUAUUGUGAAAACACUGUAUUUUCGACUGAAAAUAAAUUCCACUUUCUU